Messenger RNA from Penicillium diatomitis, 1392 nucleotides. RefSeq lists its product as uncharacterized. The transcript has a single exon. NCBI's taxonomy places the organism in Eukaryota, Fungi, Ascomycota, Eurotiomycetes, Eurotiales, Aspergillaceae. Gene Ontology annotation, biological process: meiotic cell cycle; positive regulation of transcription by RNA polymerase II. Gene Ontology annotation, molecular function: DNA-binding transcription factor activity; DNA binding. The record is from RefSeq and is a predicted model, not a curated record. Gene Ontology annotation, cellular component: nuclear chromosome. Bases 1 to 1392 code for a protein of 463 amino acids.
AUGUCCACAAACAUGCAAAGCCCAAUUCAUUCCAUGGGUAACAAUACAGCCGCACUCAUGGGCCGCAACCAUGUCUAUUCGGCCCCUUUCACCAUUCAACGUAGCAUGAACAUGCCGCUGAACGGCAUGAAUGAUCUCACCCGGGGCCAUGGAUACUCAGGCCCCCCUCAAGCAGUCGAGAUACCCGAAAGAAACCAGGCAGUGCUGUUACAGCCAUCCUCCCCGGAAUCCUCUCAGCGAUCACACAGCGCAGGUGUGGAACAGCCUGCAUUCGAAGAGACCAGUGUGCUGAAGCAAUUGAUUGCAGACUUUGGCGGUACCCAGCAGAUCGUCAAGCCGGAGAUCCAUGCAAAAUUUGUCCGCGGACCAUUUCCCUCCGAAGACAAGUGGACAUGCUACCGACGGAACUAUCUAUCCGUCACUUGCAGCGUUAGCCUUCAGCCCUGGGCUGCGAAUCUGCCACUCUAUCUUCGGCAUGGAGACCGGGACUUGGAGCCCAUUCAUAGCUUUUCCAUGGGUAUCUCUGCCAUCGUCAAUGGCAAUUAUGAGCAACGCGUGGCUCUCGUACAACAUACUCCCAAGCGAGAUAAGCAGUCAGAGCAUUCGCCACCCAGGGUGAUCGUACAACCAAUACCACCGAUCUCACUUUCUUCUUCGAAUGGUAACGGGGUUCACGGUCUCCAUCUGGGAUCCCAUUCCCUCGAUUACAAUGGUCCUUUCCCCGGUGCUACUCAACCGCCGCAAUCCCAUCUGUUUGAGCGAAUCCAGUUUCAAAAAGCCACAGCAAAUAAUGGCAAACGACGCGCCCAGCAGCAAUUCUACAACCUCGUCGUGGAGCUGUAUGCUGAAGUGUCUGGCUCCUUAGAGAGCAGAACGCAGUCAGUUCUCAUUGCCCGCCGUCACUCAGAGUCACUGGUGGUGCGAGGUCGGUCCCCCGGCCAUUACAGAGAUGGCAGACGAGACAGCACUGCGAGUUCAGGACCGGGGUCGGGUCCGGACGGACGUGGCGGGGAUGGGAGCGUGAAUUCGAUUCCAUCGCAGGCUCUCGGUGCAGGAGCUCGGCAGCAGCCCAUGCUCUAUGAUUCUUCUCCUCAGGGAAGCUACACCUAUGCACGGGUGGAUUAUCGGCAUAUGCCCGCGAUGGAGCAUUCACCCGUUGGCGAUAGUCCACUGGCCCCAUCAUCUUCAUCGUCGGGAUUUGACUACGCCAUGGGCAAUGAUACGAUGAAUCCACUAGACACUUUGAAACCGGGCUCAUCGUUGGAUCCAUACCAAGAUGUCCCGGAUUCAUUUCCUGGAGUUUCUAGCCAUCCACGGUCCGCUGGGAAUGGGUUCGAUCCAGUCUAUUCAUCGUUUCCUACAUAUAGCGGAAUGCAGAACAAUCGUGGCUGA